AUGCAAUGUGGAAACUCAGUGGAUAGCGGAGAAAGUAGUUGCAUGAUAACACGCCUUCUUGAUAUGAUGCUUUACCUUUGUGAAAGAGGACAUGUUGAGGCUGGUAUGGUAUUCCAGCUCUUAGAAGAUCUGACGGACAUGUCAACUAUCAAAGAUUGCAAACAUGUCUUUGGGUAUAUCGAGAGCAAACAGGAUGUCUUGGGGAAGCAAGAAUUAUUUCGGCGUGGCAAGUUGGUUAUGCUGAGGACAUGCAACCAAUUACUCCAAAGACUUUCAAAGUCAAACGAUGUGGUCUUCCGUGGACGAAUUAUCAUGUUUCUGGCACAUUUCUUCCCGUUGUCAGAGCGUUCAGCUCUCAACAUCAAGGGAGUUUUCAACAUAUCAAAUGAAACUAAGUAUGAGAAAGAUCCCACCGCCGGAAUUUCUGUUGACUUCAACUUCUACCAGACCUUGUGGAGUCUUCAGGAGCAUUUCAGGAACCCAGCUUCGACUACUACAAACCCAACAAAAUGGCAAAAGUUUGCUUCUAAUUUAAUGGUCGUGUUAAGCACAUUUGAAUCUCAGACUCUCUGUAGUGCUGAUGGAAAGCAUAACAAUACUGAGCAGGAGGGGGAUGCUGCUUCCAAUAUUAAGUACCUUACUAGCAGUAAAUUGAUGGCUUUGGAGUUGAAGGACGCAAGUUUUCGAUGCCACAUCCUUGUCCAAUGCCUUAUAUUUUUUGAUUGUCUGAAGAGGCAAAAAAAAAUAGCACUUCCCCUCUAA
Messenger RNA from Triticum turgidum subsp. durum (durum wheat), 762 nucleotides. The record is from the annotation of a GenBank genome assembly. NCBI's taxonomy places the organism in Eukaryota, Viridiplantae, Streptophyta, Magnoliopsida, Poales, Poaceae.